Ipomoea triloba (trilobed morning glory) is the source of this 726-nucleotide messenger RNA. RefSeq names its product proteasome subunit beta type-7-A-like. The record is from RefSeq and is a predicted model, not a curated record. Bases 383 to 628 code for a protein of 81 amino acids. The transcript has 4 exons. Lineage: Eukaryota; Viridiplantae; Streptophyta; Magnoliopsida; Solanales; Convolvulaceae. Gene Ontology annotation, cellular component: proteasome core complex.
UGCACAGUCUUCUCUUCUCUCCAUCCACCUUCUUUCUUCUUCUUCUCUCCGACGCACAGCCUCACCGCCGGACACCAGCACAGUUGCACACUCGCGCUGCUGCAUAGCCACACUGCCUCAUCGACGCACCUCCUCCACUGUAACAAAUGUUUAAGGUUUAUGCCCCGCGACCGAUCUUUGCGUCUGCGCCUCUGCCUCGCCACAAUGCCACCACACACCACUGCCACCAUCUUCCCGGUCUCCGUCUUCACCCUCAAACCGCCUCAGUCGCUGGUCGUGAGCCCCCUCCAUCUUCACCAGCCACCACCGUCCAGUCGCCGCCUUGCCUCUGGUUCUUAAAUCGUGCUUGCAAGAAGAUGGGGUUAAAAAUAUAGAUGAAGUCAUGAGGAACCAGUUCAUUUUUGGUGGAGUUGAUAUCACUGGCCCACAUUUGCAUACUAUUUACCCUCAUGGCUAUACUGACACACUGCCAUUUGCUACAAUGGGAUCUGGUUCCCUUGUAGCAAUGCCUGUCUUUGAAUCACGAUACCGUGAGGAACUAAUAAAAAAGGCAGAGGGAAUUCAAUUGGUGACGGAAUAUUCAAUGAUCUGGGUAGUGGAAGCAAUGUUGGUUUCCCAAAACAGAUGAACAAUUUCCUUGUUAUAUAUUCAAUCUUAUUAAAUCUGUCUUGUACCCAAAAAACGUACUCUGUAAAACAUAAAUAAAGAUUGGUUAGAGUUCUCAUA